GUGUGUGAGUGUGAGUGACUCCAGUCCGGUGUGUGUUUCUCAGACUCUGGACCUCAGCAGUGUGUAUUUAUGAGUGAGAGUGAGUUCGACCCGCGGGGGGAGCGGGGGGGGCUGCAGGCCGGAGAGGAGCGCGAGGAGUGUAGAGUCACGCGCAGCGCUAAAGAGCUGUUCCCUGAUGAAGGAGGAGAACCCUGUGAUGAUGAUGGUGGUGAUGAGGAGGAGGCGGAGGAUGAUGAAGAUGAUGAUGAUGACGACAGCGGGACAGAUCACCUCUCAGUGGACGCUCAGUCCUGCACUCAUCUGCAGCCGGCCGAGCCGAUGGGGGGCGGAGCUUUACCCGUCCUGUUCCAGACCAACCACCUGGUGUUCUACGAGAGGUUCAAGGUGUAUCAGGACUACAUGCUCGGUGACUGUAAGCCGUCGGAGGUGAAGUGUUUCAUUGCUGAUUAUCUGGAGAAGGUGGUGGAGCCGUGUGACUGGAGGGCGCUGUGGCACACGGACGUGUUCGACGUGUUGGUGGAGGUGACGGAUGUGGACUAUAAGGACAUGAGGGCGAGGGUGGAGCUGGUUGUCCCUCUGCAGUGUGAGUCUCGGGGGUGUGAGCUGUGUGAGGACUCCAUGAGGACGUUACUGGAUGCCACCGCGAGCCGCGUCCCCCUGCAGGAGCUCAGCGUGGUGUACGACCCGACCGGGGACUUCGACCAGACCGCCCUCGCCCUGGAACAUCUCAGGUUCUUUUACAAACACAUCUGGAGGAAGUGGGACGAGGAGGACGAGGACGAUGAGUUUGAUUACUUUGUGCGCUGUGUAGAACCUCGACUCCGACUGUAUUAUGACGUCCUGGAGGACCGUGUUCCUGCCGGUCUGGUGGAGGAGUACCACAGGCUGCUGGAGCGCUGCACACACACCUUUAAGCAGUUCUCCAGUCUGAGGAACGUCUUGAGCAGCGACUCUGACUCGGAGCUCGACAACGUCUCCAUGGUGGAGGGACUGCGCAUGUACGAGCUCAUGGAGACGCUCAAACGCCGACUACGCAUCAUCGAGAACCCACUGCUCAGGUACGUCCUGGGUUACAGGAUGAACUGCGGUCAGCAGUCGUGUCGUCCUAAAGGCGAGCGUCCCGGAGGAGGACGUGUGGUCCACCUGGUCUCCUCCUCCACCAGCGUCCUGUCUCUCCACAGCCUGAUGAUGGAGAAGCUCCUCCCCCUGUACUCAGGCAGAGAGUUCGAGCUGCAGUUCCACAGUGAGCCAGUGGGGGCGCUAACGGCGUGCUAUGAAGGAGACGUGAUCAUCAUCUGUCCUGGUCAUUACAUCGUCACCAGCGCCAUCAGCAUCGCCGACUCCGUCCAGCUGGAGGGUUACGGUUUGCCGGAUGAGAUCGUUAUAGAGAAGAGGAAUAAAGGAGACGCGUUUGUGGAGUCGGUCGGUGCCGAUGUGAAGAUCUCCAACCUGAAGUUCAUUCAGCACGACGCCAUCGAGGGCAUCCUGUGUGUGAGACAGGGGAGGUUGGAGAUGGAGAACUGUGUGUUACAGUGUGAAACUACAGGAGUGAUCGUUCGAACAUCUGCUCAGCUCAUCAUGAACAUGUGUGACCUUUACGGCUCCAAGGGAGCCGGAGUGGAGAUUUAUCCCGGGAGUGUGUGCAGUCUGGUGGGAAACGGAAUCCAUCACUGUAAGGAGGGGGUUCUGAUUAAGGAUUUUGCAGAUGAGUUGGACGCUCCUCCUCAGAUCACGAUGGUGAAUAACGUGAUCCACAACAACGCAGGUUACGGAGUCAUUUUAGUAAAACCUGAAGACCGCACAGCUGCUGCUAAAGCUGAAAGGAAGGAGGAGCCAUCAGAAGGCGGGGCCACAACACCAGAGGCUGAAGUCUCACAAACAGAGGGUGGGGCUGCAACACAAGAUGCUGAAAACACACAAUUUAAAGGCGGAGCCACGAUGGAUGAGGGUGGAGUCACACAAACAGAAGAUGGGGCUGUAGAAACAGAAGGCGUGGUCACGUCCACAUCGGACGCGGAGCCGACAUGUGUCUCAGAGGAGGAACAUCUAGUUGGAGUUCCUCCGGAAGUCACUGCAGGAAAUGAUGUCAUCAAGCGCGAGCUCCUGGCCACGUCGGUGACGAAGCGGCGCGCCGGCGGGGGCCGCGUGCAGGACGUGGGCGCCAUGAGGGCGGACGAGAACCUGCUGAGUCAGGACAUGUUCGUCUCCAUCGAGGGAAAUCAGUUCCGCCGUAACGCUAUGGGCAGCUUCGGCACCUUCCUGUACUGAGACUCCGCCCACGGCCACGCCCUCAUCACACAGACGCUUCAGACACUUUAUUCUGUAACUCACCCGUUCAGGCUUUUAUUUAAUCUCACGCGGCUCUAACAGCUCGCGCGUCCGCCACUUUGUGUUUAGUUUAAAUAAACGUAGGAAUGACGUGAUGAAUGUAAGCAGUGCCGCGACACUAACGAGGAGUUUUAUUGAAGUUUUAUUGCACACGCAGGGUCGUCACUACUCGCCGUCACUCGUGAUGUGUUUUAAUGUUGCAGUGUUUAAUUUCAGUCACGUUGAUGUGAUGAGACACCGAGCGGUUAAACAGUUUUAAUGGUUUUGGGAUGUGACGUUCACCGCACCGGGAGGGGGGGGGGGAUGGUGGGUGUGAGUGUGUUUCUUGGCUUAGCGCUUCACCUUGUGUGAGACACGUCGCUGUUUAAUUCCUGUUGAUUAAUUUUCAGUGGAUUAAAGGUCUGCUAAAACCUCAUUACGCCUCGGGCGCGUUGAUUAAUUAUAACUUUCAGCGUGUGCAGCCAACACGGAGAAAACUCCCUCAGGUUUGACCUGCAUUAACCUCUAUCACUUCCAGCAGCCCAGGCCAUUAUCAGUGUGUGUGUGUGUGUGUGAGAUUAAUGCUGCGUACAUGUGGAGGUUAAAUCACGACAUAACUCUUUACAGCGUGAGUGUACAGAAGGUGAGGGACAUGACACCUGACGUGAGAGUAAUUUAUACACACCUGUAGACAGAUGUUCAGAAGGAGGAUCAUGUGAACACCUGCUUUAUUUACACAAUCUGUAACACCUGAGGAGUGUGAUUAUUUAUACAAAUGAGUGUUUAAUAUCACACCUGAACGCAGGGGACUUUAAUGAGAGAUUUAAACUAUUUAAUGUUUAACGUGAGACCAGCAGCUCGUUAAUCAUCUGCUGCAUGUCGUUAAUACCGACUUAAACACUACAAUAAGCUCCGCCCCUUGUUCUGUUCUGUAGUGCAUUAUGAUAAGCUCCGCCCCUUUGUUCCAUUCUGCAGUGCGUGAUGAGCUCCGCCCUUUGUUCUGUUUUGCAGUGCAUUAUGAUAAGCUCCACCCCCUUGUUCCGUUCUGCAGUGCAUGAUGGGAAGGUGAGCGUGUGUAUCUGCCCCCUCGGACGCCAGCCCCGCCCCCCGCGGGCUCUUUGAGGCGCUCCUGUCAGGCUGAACUCUUAAUAAGGACGCUCCUGUCACACGGCGGCGUUCGGGACCGCGCUCGAUUUAUCUCUUCAUUUCCCGAGUCAAUUAGAAACGCUUUUGUGUAGUUCAUUAAAGAGCGCGGCGUCCUCGUCUGAAGGUCUGAGCUGCUCGUUUAAGAUUCAUCACCACUCCGUGUCUUCAUUUUGCAGCUAAUUAUCGCUGACAGGAUUAACACACCGUCUGCUGACAUUUUACACUUUUUUUUUUUCCCGAUCAGAAUCAGAAGCUUGAAUUCUCCACAGGAACAUCAUCCGUCCUUCAUCAGGAGCUCCACCCUGAAACACAGCGUAUAAACUUGAGUGUGAUUGAGAUAA
Clarias gariepinus (North African catfish) is the source of this 3794-nucleotide messenger RNA. RefSeq names its product SHC SH2-domain binding protein 1 (gene shcbp1). The record is from RefSeq and is a predicted model, not a curated record. Gene Ontology annotation, biological process: fibroblast growth factor receptor signaling pathway. The transcript has 13 exons. Bases 70 to 2268 code for a protein of 732 amino acids. NCBI's taxonomy places the organism in Eukaryota, Metazoa, Chordata, Actinopteri, Siluriformes, Clariidae.